Prunus dulcis (almond) is the source of this 2781-nucleotide messenger RNA. RefSeq lists its product as uncharacterized. Bases 312 to 2405 code for a protein of 697 amino acids. The record is from RefSeq and is a predicted model, not a curated record. Gene Ontology annotation, molecular function: zinc ion binding; RNA binding; protein binding. NCBI's taxonomy places the organism in Eukaryota, Viridiplantae, Streptophyta, Magnoliopsida, Rosales, Rosaceae. The transcript is spliced from 4 exons.
CCCUAUUUAUCAAAUUUAGGUAGAGUAGCCUGAACAAUAUCUUGUUAGAAAUGAAUAGAUUGUGGAGGUUGAUAUAAACUUUCGGAAUUUGCUUUGAUAUCUAUAAAAUGAAAAAAUUGUUUUUGAAACGUAACAUGGGUACCUAACAAAAAUUGUACAAGUUUUUUUCCAUUUUGGGACAUGAAUGAAGAAUUGUUUUGUUUUCAGUUCUCUCUUCUGCUUUAUUUCCUUUUCUGCCCCUUUCUUUUGGUCGGAAAUUUCCUUGUGUGUUUCUCGGGUACCUAAUAAUUGGUAUCAGAGCCGUUCCGACCAUGGCACAUCAUGGAAACCCACCGGCGACGCUGCCUCACUAUCUUCCACUCGUCUAUUUUUCCGAUCCUACACUCCCACCGCCAUGGACUGGCAUGUUCGACGGUAACCUUGGGGUGGUGUACUAUUGGAACCCCCAAACCAACGUUUCUCAGUAUGAACAUCCAGCCUCUUCCAGUUACCCAACCACCCAUCUCAUCAAUUCUCCAAUCCCCCAAUUUUUGAACUCACAUUUGCCGCUGGAUUACACAACCAACUCGCCUCACCGUCUCACAACCUCGACGCCCACCGAUCUUGCUGCACCCUCUAACGUGGGAACCGGCUCCGUUGCACAUCCGCUUCAUACCUCUCUGGAAAUCCCAGACCCGAAUUCAAAGCCCCAGUCGCUGAAAGUGCUUCUGGACUCCGCAACUCACAAACCCAGAUUGUCUAAGCGAGAGAAACGUAGAAAGUUCCUUGCUUUGCGAGAUUCAGAGGCGGUGAGUGGGAGUGGCAGUGGUGGUAAUUUUGAGGAAAACAAGGGCGAGGAAGAUAAGAGGGAAGUUGGGUCAGAGGAUUUGGGGGAUGAGAAGAAGGAGGAGAAGAAAAAGAAGAGGAAGAGAGAUAAGAAGGAAGAAAAUGGAUCUUUGAGUUCAGAGGAAAAUGAGGUUGUGAAGGAGGAGGCUAAGAAGCCCAAGAAAAAGAAUAAGAAGAAGAGAAAGGAGGCAAAGAAUGAGGAAGAGAAGAAGGAUGGUGAGCUUGGGACUGAGGAGCAAAGUGUCAAAGAGACAGAUAACAACAGUGAUAGCCAAGCGAAUGGGGAUGUUCCUACAAAAGUUUUUGUGGGAGGCAUUCCUUAUUACUCGACUGAGGACGAUAUUCAAAGUUACUUUGAAAGCUGUGGCACAAUAACUGAAGUUGAUUGUCUGAGGUUUCCUGAGGGUGGGAAGUUUAGAGGAAUUGCUAUUAUUAGCUUUAAGACAGAAGCUGCCGCUAAACGAGCCUUGGAUCUUGAUGGAGCUGAAAUGGGUGAACUAUUUCUGAAAAUCCAGCCUUACAAGGCAACUCGAGCCAAUAAAGUAUCUGAUUUUGCCCCACAAAUUGUGGAGGGGUACAAUAGAAUCUAUGUUGGAAAUUUGUCAUGGGAUAUUACUGAGGAUGAUCUGAAGAAACUUUUUUCAGAUUGCAAGAUAUCGUCUAUACAUUUUGGCAUGGAUAAGGAAACAGGGGAAUUCCGAGGUUAUGCUCACGUGAAUUUCUCAGAUAGUCUCUCGCUGACGCUGGCAUUGAAGUUAGAUCAGAAGGUUGUAUGUGGAAGACCUGUCAAGAUAAGCUGUGCUGUACCUCUGAAAAGAGCAGGGACCCCUUCAAAUUAUGCACCUACAAAUUCAAGUACCCAUUCAAUAUCAGUAGCCCCAACCACAGGUGCCAAUUCGAUACCAGUAGCUACAACUACAGAUACAGGAGCUGAUAAUACUGAGUCGAGUACUGUCAGUGGUAAGAUAAAGAGGAGGACAUGCUACCGGUGUGGUGAAAAGGGGCAUCUCUUGUCCGCUUGUCCAAUUUCAGCAACUAUGUUUUCAAGUACCCAUUCAAUAUCCAUAGCUACAACAAGAAGUACUCAUUCGAUACCAGUAGCUACAACUACAAGGGCCAAUUCAAUACCAGUAGCUGCAACUACAAGGACCAAUUCGAUACCAGUAGCUACAACAAGUACAGGAGCUGAUAAUGGUGGGUUGAGUGCCGUCAGUGGUAAGAUUAAGAGGAGGACAUGCUACCGGUGUGGUGAAAAGGGACAUCUCUUGUCCGCUUGUCCAAUUUCAGCAACUAUGUUUUCAAGUACCCGUUCAAUAUCCAUAGCUACAAGUACCAAUUCAAUACCAGUAGCUACAACUAUGAGGACCAAUUCGAUACCAGUAGCGACAACUAUGAGGACCAAUUCGAUACCAGUAGCUACAACUACAGGUACAGAAGCUGAUAAUGGUGGGUUGAGUGCCAUCAGUGGUAAGAUUAAGAGAAGGAUGUGCUAUCGGUGUGGUGAAAAGGGACAUCUCUUAUCCGCUUGUCCAAUUUCAGCAAUGUUUUCAAGUACCCAUAGCUACAACUACAAGUACUGAUUGAUACCAGUAGCUUUAACGACAAGUACCAAUUCGAUACCAGUAGCUACAACUACAUGUACAGGAGCUGAUAAUGGUGGGUUGAGUGCCAUCAGUGGUAAGAUUAAGAGAAGGAUGUGAUACGCGUCUGGUGAAAAGGGUCAUAUAUCUUCAGUUUUUCAAAAGAAGCAAUCUGCUGAUAACAAUGCAAGCAUGUACAGUGUCCUACGCUUUCCUGUUAACUAUAUGUUGGAAAAACAUAUUAUCCUUCUCAUCAAACUAUUAUUUGUACGAAUAGGCUGAAAAGCCACAGAUUGCCGCCUAGUUUGAGGCAAAGAUUUAUAGAACUGAGAUGUUUCUUUCUUAUUGAUAAAGAAAAUUUUGAUUCUUGUCUAAA